Mobula hypostoma (lesser devil ray) is the source of this 2823-nucleotide messenger RNA. RefSeq names its product WASP family member 2 (gene wasf2). Gene Ontology annotation, cellular component: SCAR complex; lamellipodium; cytoskeleton. Lineage: Eukaryota; Metazoa; Chordata; Chondrichthyes; Myliobatiformes; Myliobatidae. Gene Ontology annotation, biological process: actin cytoskeleton organization; positive regulation of Arp2/3 complex-mediated actin nucleation. The transcript has 9 exons. The record is from RefSeq and is a predicted model, not a curated record. Gene Ontology annotation, molecular function: actin binding; protein kinase A regulatory subunit binding; Arp2/3 complex binding. The coding region runs from base 149 to 1648 and encodes 499 amino acids.
GCGGAAGUUGUUGCGGCUGGGCGGGUCUUCUGGAGCGGGCGUUGCUGGGCGAUGGCGGACGGGCUGUAGGCGUUGGGCGGCGGCCUCGGGAUCCCAGGCGGGAGCGGGCGGACAGAUCUGUAUCUUGAUGAGCACCUGAACGUCGAUCAUGCCUUUAGUGACAAGGAACAUUGAACCAAGACACUUGUGUCGCCAGCCUUUGCCCAGUAACGUUUUGAGUGAACUGGAAUGUGUAACAAACAUCACACUUUCAAAUGUCAUCAGGCAACUUGGCAGCUUGAGUAAAUAUGCUGAAGAUAUCUUCGGUGAGCUGUUCAGGGAAGCGGGGAGCUUUGCUUUUAGAGUGAACAGUCUUGGAGAACGGAUUGACCGUUUACAAGUUAAAGUAACACAGCUUGAUCCCAAAGUAGAAGAUGUUUCCCUGCAGACUAUUAACCUGAGGAAAGCCUUCAAGAGCUCCACAAAUCAGGACCAGCAAUUGUUUUGUCGAACCUCCCUGCCAAUUCCUAUCAAUGACACAUAUAACACAUGUGACAAGCCACCACCCCUUCAUAUUCUGACUCCAUACAGAGAGGAUGGAAAAGACAGCCUUAAGUUUUACACUGAUCCUUCUUACUUCUUUGACCUCUGGAAAGAAAAAAUGUUGCAGGACACAAAGGAUAUCAUGAAAGAGAAAAGGAAACACCGGAAAGAGAAAAGGGAAGUUUCAAAUAGAGGAAAUUUGAACCCACGGAAAAUUAGAACAAGGAAAGAGGAAUGGGAGCGGUUGAAAAUGGGCAAGGAAUUCGUGGAAGCAAAAUCUGUUACUGAAGAUUCCAUCUCGAACGCCAAUGAAAUCUGUUCUAAUGGAAGUAUAGGCUCAAAUGCCAACGAGGAGCUUGCUUACAGAACGCAUGGAACAUAUCGUGAUUCAGUCAAUUCACCUUCUCCUCCAAUGUCACCAGGAGCUGACUUGCCUCCACCACCGCCUGAUUUUGGUUACGCCAUGGACAAGCAGGACACUUCAGCCCUUAAAAGGACCAGUGUUGUCAGCCCGACUAUUCCUCCUCCAGCACCUCCCUCCAGCCCACCGAUAGGUGAACUUUCACCACCUCCGCCACCAGCCCCAACUCAACUACCCCCGCCACCCCCAUACAUGGGGCUCGAGGGGCCUCCUAUCUCUCCCCCACCACCGCCUCCCUCAGUUUCCCCGAUGCAGUUUAACCAGCAUUUCUCCAAUGAUGCCCCCUCAGUCCCUCCUCCUCCCCCUCCUCCCACUGAUCACUUCCCUGCCGCCCCUGCCCAAUUCCCAGCACCGGGAGGAGGUGGGGCUGCUCCUCCUCCUCCCCCUCCUCCUCCGCCGCCCCCUGGCCCACCACCUCCCGGGCCCACGAUGUCAUUUGGAGGUGGCACGGUGCCACCCCCCCCACCGCAGUCCUCUGACUCAAAGCCGAAAGCAGCUCUGCCGCCUGUGAGUGAUGCCCGGACUGACCUGCUCUCAGCCAUUCGGCAAGGCUUCCAGCUUCGUAAAGUUGAAGAGCAGAGAGAACAGGAGGAAAAGCGGGACCGUGUUGGGAAUGAUGUGGCCACAAUCCUGUCACGGCGUAUCGCAGUCGAGUACAGCGAUUCCGAAGAAUCAGAAUUCGAUGACGAGGAGUGGUCUGACUGAGCUGAGCAACACCAACACACCAGUCACCAGCAGCCAAAAUUCUUGUUUUAAAAAGCCAAACCAUUCCCAACAACGCCUCUCCACAUAGGCGUAGUACUCUAACGUGUUAUUUGCACAGGCUGUGAAUGUGUUGGGGAAGAUGUCAGACAAGGAAAACACUCGGUAUUAUAAUCAGGCAGAUAUCAAAUGAAGUGCCAUGUAUAUGAUUCAGCAGGAAGAUAGAUAAGUGUGUUACAGAUCACUGGAUUAUUAAAAUGGAAGCAGUUUGCUGCCUUGUUUUAGAUUGGUGGUGCACACGAUUAUCCAGUAAUUGGAGUAAUGUAUUUAUCAGCCAAUAUUUUUAUUAAUGGUAUACUGCUUUUUAAUCAAGUACAGUAGCUAGAAUGAGAUUCUGUAAUCUGCACACAGUAAAUAUGUAUAUGCGGUUAUAAUGAAUCCAUAUUCACACAUUUGCCAGUGCUGAAAGGUUUAUAUAUAUUUUUAAGACAUUGCUAUAGACUUAAUAAAUCUCCAAGUAAUCAAACCAAUUUGCCUGUUGUGUAAUUAGCAUCACCAAAGUGCAUUAUGGGGGGGGAAAUUUACAUGGAACCUGUCUUUGUAGAAAUCUCCUGACUUUUAACCAUUUUAAUUUUUGAAUAUGGCAUACUGGUGCCAAAACAGGAUACCAAUUACUUGUAUUAAUUGCCUGGUAAGGAACCUGGCCAACCAAAAAAUGACUCUACAUGUUAUGAGAGUGCUGCAAUUAAAUCUUUGCUUUGUUUACAUCAGUUUAUGGGUGUUUCUAAAUCUUGCUUAUGCAAUCAAUUAAUAAUCUUUUGUGAAGAGAGACAGCUUCACUGGCAAACUAUGCAAAUUUAGCACUAGUUAGACUAACUGGUUUUAUUAUUUUUAACACAGUAGGGUUCAAAUUGCCCUGAUCUAAAUUUAUCAGGUUAUUUUCAUUCUGCUUUGGGGUAAAAUUUUGUAAUAACGUGUUCGUAAUCACAUAGCUGGGUUGCAAUUUUAUAAUUUCCUCCCCUCUUUGAUGUUUCUAAGAAGUGGGGAAUUGCAUUUGAUUUCCUGGAUUAUUCCAAGUAAAUGUGCAGCCAGAAAUGUAUUUAAUUAGAACUUUAUGUAACUAAAGUUUGCUAUGGAUAUCAAAGCCUUGAAAUAAAUGAUUUACCAACGAUGUAAAA